Molecule: messenger RNA, 792 nt
Organism: Cornus florida
Lineage: Eukaryota; Viridiplantae; Streptophyta; Magnoliopsida; Cornales; Cornaceae
Product: major allergen Pru ar 1-like
Exons: 2
Coding region: 85-564 (159 amino acids)
Biological process (GO): defense response; abscisic acid-activated signaling pathway
Cellular component (GO): cytoplasm; nucleus
Molecular function (GO): signaling receptor activity; protein phosphatase inhibitor activity; abscisic acid binding
Source: RefSeq, a predicted model, not a curated record
UUACGUUGUACCAAAGUUUCUUCACAACCCAAAUAUCAGUCCUUAUUCUUCUUUGAUCAUUCUCAAAAUCUUUUUUAAGACAUCAUGGGUGUCAUAAGUUAUGAUAUUGAGAUCACUUCCUCAAUCCCUCCCGCCAAGAUGUUCAAGGCCUUUGUCCUUGACGCUGACACUCUCAUUCCAAAGAUCUUGCCACAAGCUAUUAAGAGUGUCGAAAUCCUUGAAGGAGAUGGAGGACCUGGAACCAUCAAGCUCGUCACUUUUGGCGAAGGAAGUCAAUAUAAGAGCGUGAAGCACAAGGUUGAUGGGAUCGACAAAGAGACUUUCACCUACUCAUACAGCAUAAUCGAAGGUGAUGCUUUGAUGGGUGUACUUGAAUCCAUCUCUUACGAGAUCAAAAUCGAAGCCUCUGCCGAUGGAGGAUCCAUUUGCAAGAACAGUAGCAAAUAUCACACAAAAGGCGAUGCCCAAAUUACAGAAGAACAAAUUAAAUCUGGCAAAGAAAAGGCCUCUGGAAUGUUCAAGGCUGUUGAGGCCUACCUCUUGGCAAAUCCUGAUGCCUGCUAGAACAAAUGACGCCUUAUAGUCUAUAUAUAUAUAUAUAAAUAUCCCAUGAGUGUGCUUUUGUAUCAUUUGCUAAAAUUGGGGUUUCCUCCACGUUUCUUGUUCUGUCUAAAAUUUUAUUUUUUGCUUGAUAGUAUGUAUGUUCCUAUUGUGAUCAAGUUUCUUGCAUUGCCUUGAUUGGAGAGUCCAUGUACUAUUUUACUUAUAAUUCAAAGUCUUCUGUUUGAUUAA